AUGGCUACCAACAUCACCUGGCACCCGUCGCUCUCGCGCCAUGAGCGCAACGAGCUGCGCAAGCAGCGCGGCUUCACAAUCUGGUUCACGGGCCUGUCUGCCUCCGGCAAGUCCACCGUGGCCACGGCGCUGGAGCAGCACCUGCUUCACCUGGGCGUGGCCGCGUACCGGUUGGACGGCGACAACGUGCGGUUCGGGCUGAACAAGGACCUGGGCUUCUCGGAGAAGGACCGCAACGAGAACAUCCGGCGCAUCGCCGAGGUGGCCAAGCUGUUCGCGGACAGCGCCACCGUCGCCAUCACCUCCUUCAUCUCGCCCUACCGCGCCGACCGUCAGAUCGCCCGCGAGCUGCACACCCAGGCCAGCCAGGGCGGCGACGACGCCAUCCCCUUCAUCGAGGUGUUUGUCGACAUCCCGAUCGAGGUCGCCGAGCAGCGUGACCCCAAGGGCCUGUACAAGAAGGCCCGAGCGGGCGAGAUCAAGGAGUUCACUGGCAUCUCCGCCCCGUACGAGGAGCCUCUGGAGCCCGAGAUCACCAUUAGGACGGACAAGUCUAGCGUCGAGGAGUGCGUCGCUCAGAUCGCCAAGUGGCUCGAAGAGAAGGGGCUGAUCAAGUCUGCACUGGGCAACUAG
Phaeoacremonium minimum UCRPA7 is the source of this 633-nucleotide messenger RNA. Its product is annotated as putative adenylyl-sulfate kinase protein. Lineage: Eukaryota; Fungi; Ascomycota; Sordariomycetes; Togniniales; Togniniaceae. The record is from RefSeq and is a predicted model, not a curated record. Gene Ontology annotation, molecular function: ATP binding; adenylylsulfate kinase activity. The transcript has 2 exons. The coding region runs from base 1 to 633 and encodes 210 amino acids. Gene Ontology annotation, biological process: sulfate assimilation.